AGUGGGCUUUGAGCUGUGAUUUAGCUGUCCUUUUAUAUGUUGGAAAUUUCAGGUUUCUCUCUCUUUCUCAUUCUCUCUCUCUAUCUCUAUAUUCACACACACCAAAAAUCCCUAAUAACCUCAAAAAUAAAUUCAACCUCUUCUCCACUUUCUCACUCUCCUUCUCAGAUCUCAAAGAAACCCAUUUCCAUUAUCACUUUUUUUCUACACUUUUUGAGUUUUUUCAUCUCACAUUUGCUUAAAGAUUCAAUCUUUGAACAAAAAAAAACAAACAAGCAUUCUUGAUUUUCAGAUGACUCAUGUGAGAUGAAGGAGAAAACACAAACACCCAUUUGUUCUCUGUAUUUUCUUGUGUUGCUCUGUUUGUUGUUUUCAGUCUUUACUGAGCACACAAAUGCUGAGUUUACUGUAUCUGAAAAUGGCCGUUUAACUGAUUCUGAAGCUCAGUUCAUCAAACACAGGCAGCUUUUGUACUACAGAGAUGAGUUUGGUGAUAGAGGUGAAAAUGUGAAAAUUGAUCCAUCUAUGGUGUUUGAGAAUGAUAGAAUCAAGAAUGCUUAUAUUGCUUUACAAGCAUGGAAACAAGCUAUCAUUUCAGAUCCCUUUAAUAUUACUCUGAAUUGGGUUGGUCCUAAUGUAUGCAGCUACACCGGAAUCUUCUGUGCUCCGGCGUUGGAUAACCCCAAAAUUCGUACCGUUGCCGGCAUUGACCUUAACCAUGGUGACAUUGCAGGGUACCUCCCGGAGGAGCUUGGGCUUCUUACAGAUCUUGGGAUUUUCCAUAUCAAUUCAAACCGUUUCUGUGGUACAAUACCAAGAAAAUUCAACAAGUUGAAGAUACUGUUCGAGCUGGAUCUGAGUAAUAACAGGUUUGCUGGGAAGUUUCCUUAUGUUGUUUUGAGUUUACCCAAGUUGAUAUUCUUGGACAUUAGGUUCAAUGAAUUUGAAGGUAGUGUACCUUCACAGCUCUUUGAUAAACCAUUAGACGCUAUUUUUAUCAAUCAUAAUCGAUUUGCGUUUGAGUUGCCGGAUAAUUUUGGGAAUUCGCCGGUUUCUGUGAUAGUUCUGGCGAGUAACAGUUUUCAUGGGUGUCUUCCGGCGAGUAUUGGGAAUAUGAGUAAUUUGAAUGAAGCUAUUUUAAUGAACAAUGGGUUGCGUUCUUGUUUGCCGGCGGAGAUUGGAUUGUUGAAAAAUUUGACUGUGUUUGAUGUUAGCUUUAAUCAGUUGAUGGGUCCGUUGCCGGAGAAUUUUGGUGAUUUGGUGAAUUUGGAGCAGUUGAAUGUGGCUCAUAAUAUGCUUUCUGGGACGAUUCCUAAAAGUAUUUGUCAGCUUCCUAAGCUUGAGAAUUUUACGUAUUCUUAUAAUUUCUUCACCGGUGAACCGUCGGUGUGUUUGGGGUUGCCGGAGUUUCAUGAUGAACGGAAUUGCUUGCCGAAGAGACCGGUUCAACGGUCUCCGGGUCAGUGUAAGGCGUUUUUGUCUAAAAGAAUUCAUUGUAGUGCUUUCAGGUGUCGUAAAUUUGUUCCUGUUCUGCCACCUCCUCCGCCACUUUCGCCGCCGUUGCCUGCCCCUCCGCCGCCUGUUGUGGUGCCUAUUUCUCCACCUGCAUCUCCACCACCUGUUUAUUCACCGCCACCACCAGUUUAUACUCCUCCUUCACCACCACCUCCUCCACCUGUUUAUUCACCGCCACCUCCACCACCUGUUUAUUCACCGCCACCGCCACCACCACUUUAUACUCCUCCUUCACCACCACCUCCUCCACCGCCAGUUUAUUCACCGCCGCCACCACCACCACCCUCUCCACCUCCCCCGUCACCUCCUCCGCCUCCACCACCAGUUUAUUCACCACCACCACCACCACCACCUCCAUCUCCUCCUCCACCAUCACCUCCACCGCCACCACCACCAGUUUAUUCACCGCCACCACCACCGCCAGUUUAUUCACCACCACCACCAGUUUACUCACCGCCGCCACCAUCUCCACCUCCUCCAUCACCGUUGCCUUAUUGUGUACGCUCACCUCCACCUCCACCACCGAAUUCUCCACCUCCUCCACCACCAAAUUCUCCACCUCCGCCGCUUUCGCACUCGCCUCCACCCCCUUCACCUUACUAUUAUAAUUCACCACCACCUCCGCCACCAAAUUCGCCUCCUCCACCACCAAAUUCUCCACCUCCUCCACCACCGGUAUACAUAUACUCAUCACCUCCGCCACCUCAUUCACCUCCACCUCCACCACCAGCAUACAUAUACUCAUCACCUCCGCCACCUCAUUCGCCUCCACCUCCAUCCCCAUUGCCUUGUAUAGAACCUCCACCCCCACCUCCUCCUUGCAUUGAACCACCCCCUUCACCAUCUCCUCCUCCACCACCUGUUUAUUAUUACAGUUCUCCACCCCCACCAUCUCCAUCACCAUCACCACCGGUUUACUAUUACAAUUCUCCACCCCCACCAUCGCCAUCACCACCGCCUGCUCCGGUAUAUGAAGGUCCAUUGCCACCAGUAAUAGGUGUUUCCUAUGCUUCACCACCCCCACCACCCUUUUAUUAAUUCUUUCAGAAAUUUCCACUAACUUAUCCUCAGAGCUACAAAAUUGUUCCUACAAUUAUUAUUUCUUCUACUCUUCAAGCCAUUAACAAAAUCGAGCUAAUACGUGAUCACGAAGUAACAAUGGUGCUACAGAAAGAAAGAAAGAGGAGGUAAAAGAGAGUAGAAAGAUUGCAUCUCCCAAAAUUUUAUUUUAGAAUUGCUAUGAAUAGAUUGAAGUUGUGGAGAGAAUAAAUUGGCAAAGAAAAGAUUGAAACUUUGCAUGAAAAUGUAUGUAUAGAGAUUAUAAUCUGGAAUUAGAAACCAGUUUACAGUGCUUGCUGCAUCUGUUUCUUCUAGUUUGUGAGUUUUAUUGUUAUUAUCUUUAGAUUUUAGUUCAUCAUA
This is a messenger RNA of Solanum dulcamara, 2934 nucleotides long. RefSeq names its product leucine-rich repeat extensin-like protein 4. The transcript has a single exon. NCBI's taxonomy places the organism in Eukaryota, Viridiplantae, Streptophyta, Magnoliopsida, Solanales, Solanaceae. The record is from RefSeq and is a predicted model, not a curated record. Gene Ontology annotation, molecular function: protein binding. The coding region runs from base 307 to 2553 and encodes 748 amino acids.